AUGUCGGGCACGGCCAUUACCCCUCGCCGCAGGGCGUCGCUCGUCGCCUCUCCCACUCCCACUCCUUCAUCCAUCCCCCGCCCCCAAUCCGCAUCCGGUCGCUACAAGAUGGGCAUGCCCAUGCAAAGUCUAGCCGACUCCAUGGCCUCCUCAACCCCUUCGUCUGCAGACGACGCCGAGAAGGGCCAGGUUCGCGUCGUCCUCCGUAUUCGCCCCUCGGAACCAGCAGACACCUCCAUCGCACCCCGUCACCGCCAGGUGCUCGUUCAUCCCAUCUCGCAAAAUGAGGUCCGCGUUAGCGUCGACCCAGCCGUUCUUGCCGGCACCAACACAAUCGUGUCAACCACCAAGCGUCACCCCACUUUCACAUUUGACCGUGUCAUGGGCGAGCAGGCUUCCCAAAUUGACAUGUACGAGGUCGUGUCCAAGGACCGCAUUGAAGAGUUCCUUCGCGGCUUCAAUGUGACAUAUUUGGCCCAACCCCCCUCUCCCGCCCCUUCUUCCCAGCUCUCCAACAAGAUCACACUGACACCUUUUAGUUAUGGCCAAACUAGCUCGGGCAAGUCAUACUCGAUGGGCACGACAGGCGAGGAUGCCGACUACUUGGACUUUGGAGACGACUCCAGAGCCGGUCUCAUUCCCCGCACCGUCGAGACAGUCUUCCGUCGUGCAGAGGAAAUCCGCUUGGCCUCCGGUGCAGGUGCCUCGUGGGAAUGCCGGGUAUCCUUCCUCGAGCUCUAUAACGAGGACAUGAUUGAUCUCCUGGCGAACACUGGAAUGCCAGUGUCCAUUCGCGAAAACGCCGACGGGCGCAUCGUGUGGUCGGGCGUGCGCGAGAUCAAGGUCUCCAACGUCUCCGAGGUCAUGACCCUCCUUCGCGAGGGCUCGACGCGUCGACGCACCGGCGAGACCAACAUGAACGCCACAUCGUCUCGAUCCCACGCCAUCUUCUCCCUCACCCUGAUCCAGUCGCGUCGCGUUGACAGCUCGCCAGGUAGUGAGGAUGGGCCUCGAACGCCCAAUGGCCGCCGGCCCCAGUCUGUCAUGUUGGGCCCGGGGUCGCGUUCUUCGACUCCGGUCUUCUCUCGCGUUCCCCCAUCCAGCUUUGGCAAGCUCGCUGGCCGCCCCAACAGCGUGCAUGUGGGCGCGAUGGGCCGCGGUUCCGAUGACGAGACGGUCAUUCUGACCAGCAAGUUCAACAUGGUUGACUUGGCGGGCUCGGAGCGUCUCAAGCGCACUGCCGCGCAAGGUGAACGUAUGAAGGAGGGUAUCUCCAUCAACAGCGGUCUCCUUGCCCUGGGCAAUGUCAUUUCCGCGCUCUCUGAACCCGCCAAGAACCGUGGUCAUAUCCCGUAUCGCGACUCGAAGCUCACUCGCCUGCUCCAAGACUCCAUUGGGGGCAAUGCAAUGACCACGAUGAUUGCCUGCAUUUCACCGCUCGAGUAUAAUAUCAGCGAGACGCUCAACACCAUCAACUAUGCCUCACGAGCGAGGAGGAUCAAGAACUCGGUCCAGAAGAACCAGGCUGAGGUGGGGUGGGACGACAUUGACCACCUGCGCAACACUGUCACAAAAUUGCGUUCAAAACUUGCGACGAUAGAAGCCGAGGGUCCGCGUGAAACGCGGGGCCGCGGUGCCGAUGGUUCCAACAACGAGGAGGCAUUGCUCCGCCAAGUCGUCGAACUCCAAGAGAAGCUCACUGACCUGGAAGAUGAAUUUAGCCAUCUCCAGGACCAAUACUUCCAUAAAUGCCGUGAGAUUGUCGCCCUGAGCGACCCCGACCAGUUCGAAGAUGAGGACGACAAGCUUAGGAAGUUCAACGAGACCAUUGAGCCCGUUGUUCUGGAGUACGAGAAAGUUGUCGCUUCCUUGACAUCGCAACUGGCCGAGGAACGUGCUUCGUCCGCGCUGGCCCACCAGGCCCGUGAGGAGCAGGCCAGCGAUCUCGCAAAAACGCAGGAGCGCCUUAGCGAGCACGAGGCCUAUGUGACCGAGCUCAAGGGUCGCAUCGCGAAGCUCACCGAGCGCAACGACUCGUCCGAAGCCUACAUUCGCGACCUUGAGACCAAGUUCCGUGGUUUCACCGAUAACGAUGACCGCCAAACUGAGGUGAUUACCGGCCUCACCUCCGAGAUUCAGCAGCUCAAGACCGACUCGGUCAAGAGCAACACGUACAUCUCGCAGCUCGAAACCCGCAUUGCCUCCGCCGAGGCGCGUAGCGCGGAGCAGCGCGAGAAGGCGAUCAGCGAGCUCGAGGAGCGCCUUUCACUGGUCAACGGCCAACACAACGUUGACAUGCUGCUGGAGGAGAUCGAGUCACGCGACCGGCGCAUCGAGUCUCUACAGGCCCGUCUCCAGGAGCACUCGGAGCCCACUCCAGUGAGCAGCAGCCGCGACCUUGCCACCAUUGCCGAGAAGGGGCCAUCGACUCCUCCCGAGACACCACCUGUCUUGAGAACGAUCGCCGAGGACUCCGAGUCCGAGGUCGACAUGCUCCGCAAGGACAAUGAAGUCCUUAUCGCUCGCCUGCAGGAAGCUGAGGCUCGUCUGGAGCAGAUGCAGCACGCCCCUGCAACUCCGACGCUCGAGCCCCCUACUGAGCAGGAUGAGGAACUAGAGGACGAGGACAGCACCCGAGGCCCUGAUUCACCCAACAAACGUGGCAGCACAGGCAACGAGUCGAGCGAGUCGGAUACGACUCUCCAGACACCGAAGCUCACCAGCCGGGCUGUCUCGCCGCAGAUCCAGGACGACCCUCUGCACCAGGCCAUGAUGCGCUCUCCUUAUGCCCAGUCUCGUUCUGGCGAUUUCCGCAACUCGGCACGGUCUGAGCCGCUCCGCCUGCUCCGUCCCCUUUCGCUUUCGCAGGGCCUCUCCGGGUACGCGUACGGCUCGUCUUCGCCUCGCUACUCGUGGAGCGCGUCUCCGUCCAAUGGCAAUGGCAUGACGUACGAGCGCUCGCCUAAGGCCGAGCGCUUCCCCAAGCGUCAGUCGAUGCCGUUUGACUCGAUGAAGCCCCUCCGCUCCGUCCAGUCGCUGGAGAUCGACCUCUCCCUUCUCCAGAAGACCGUAGCCGACCGUGAGGCUCAGUUGCGGCAACGCGAGGCCGAGAUCCAGUACCUCAAGCGGUCCCUCGAGAAAAGCUCUGCCUUCACCAACGGUUCGCCUCUGAACACUGACGAGGUUAUCGAGCGCUUGCGGGAAGACCACUCGAACGAGAUCCAGAAGAUGUUCAAGGAGCACAAGCUUGCCAUGGAGGACCUCGAGCAGACGCACAAGCAGACCUUCAAGUCUGUCUCGGAAGAGCUCAGCAAGACCAAGGACCAGCACGCCCGCGAGCUCGAGGAGCUGCACAACUCCCACAAGUCGAAGAUGGAGGAAUUCGAGAAGCGCCAGAAGACAGAGUCUGGCGAGGUCACCGAGCUGCGCACUGCUCUCGAUGCCGCUUGGGAGGAGGUCGCUGCCACAGGUCGCCGUCACGAGACUGAACGCAACACUCUCACUUCAGAGCAUCACCGUAAGGUGGCUGAGCUGGAGGAGAGGCACGCAGCCGUUCUCGCUGCUCUGCAGGGCGAGCUCGCGGCGACCGCCAACUCGCUCAAGUCGGUGCGAGAGGAGCUCGCGGCCGCCACUGAGGCCAAGGAGCGUGCCGAGCAGGACCUUGCCAACCGUCCUGACGUCAAGGACCUGAUACCCUUCGAGGAGCACAACAUUGUCGUCCAGGCCAUGGAGGAGAUGGAGAAGGCCCUCACCGCCGCUGAGGACGAGAAGAGGCAACUCAAGAUCAACGCCGACCAGGUCAAGUUCGAGCUCUCCAAGAUACGUGACGAGCACGAGAUGCAGCGCUCGGGUGACCUCAACCGCCUCGCCGAGCUUGAGAAGCGUUGCUCGACCCUCUCUGCCGACAACGCUUCGCUCCAGCAGCAAGUUGAGCGCAACCGUGAUUCGAAGACUUCGAUCAUCGACCGCAGCUCGCGCACCAAGCUGCCGCCCAUCGGUCCUCCCCCGACCGCCCCCUUGCCACCACUGCCUGCGGGCCGCGAGGCGAUCAUGUCGCCUACGCUCACCAACUCGUCUCUUCCGCGUAUGUCGCACCACGAGGGGUCAAUCGAGAGCGCACGGUCAUCACGGUACGACCAUGACUCGCACGACGGGCACCACCCUAGAUCUGCGUCUCACGCGUCUGUGGUGCGCCCAGACAGCAUGGUCACCAACGCCGAGGUCGAGCGCGACCGGGCGUACGCCGAGCGCGAGGAGGCACUUCGCCAGAUCUCCGAGACCGAGGAAAGACUCUUGGAGCUCAAGUCGCAGCUCGAGACAGAGCAGCGCAACAACGAGGCGUUCACAAAGGACCUCAUUGAGCUGCGCAAGACCAACUCGAAGCUCAAGGUGCGCGUCGACGAUGUCAACCGCGAGUUGGCCGAGCUCAAGCGCGAGCGCGACAGCUUGCGCCGCGACGUGGUCGAGAUGAAAAACGAGCUUGCCGACGCACAAUACGAGCGGAUAGCCGACCGCCAGCGUCUCGAGGGUGCGCGCAACGAGGUGCUGCAGUACAAGGCGCAGCUCGAGCGUGCCGUCGACCGCAAGGUCAACAAGCGGUCAGACCAGAAGCUCAAGGCAAGUUCAUUCCUCAAUGUCCGCUAA
This is a messenger RNA of Cutaneotrichosporon oleaginosum, 4644 nucleotides long. RefSeq lists its product as uncharacterized. The record is from RefSeq and is a predicted model, not a curated record. Gene Ontology annotation, molecular function: microtubule motor activity; microtubule binding; ATP binding. Gene Ontology annotation, cellular component: microtubule associated complex. Gene Ontology annotation, biological process: microtubule-based movement; mitotic spindle organization; spindle elongation. Lineage: Eukaryota; Fungi; Basidiomycota; Tremellomycetes; Trichosporonales; Trichosporonaceae.